Messenger RNA from Dendrobium catenatum, 2066 nucleotides. Its product is annotated as obtusifoliol 14-alpha demethylase. The record is from RefSeq and is a predicted model, not a curated record. Bases 325 to 1794 code for a protein of 489 amino acids. Gene Ontology annotation, molecular function: heme binding; iron ion binding; oxidoreductase activity, acting on paired donors, with incorporation or reduction of molecular oxygen. The transcript is spliced from 2 exons. Lineage: Eukaryota; Viridiplantae; Streptophyta; Magnoliopsida; Asparagales; Orchidaceae.
UUACAAAAAGAUUAAUAUUAUUAUAUUAGCAAACAGACGAAUGCAGAACCACUUGUCCUUCGAAAGAGAACCAAUGGCGAUGAAAUAGAAUCGAUACCCAUCCCUCAUCAUCGCAAACCCUAGGAAUUAUUGCACUCCGUUCCUGUCACCAUAUCCAUUUCCACUCAAUUACCAUUUCAAUUCGAUCUCGUCGCUGACGAUCAUCUAUAGUGUCAAUUUUGUCUCUGCCAUUUCUCUGCAGACAGUCGAAUUCGUUUUAUUGCCGAUUUAUAGCGAAUUCUAUCCAUAGUCCACUCAGAAGUCACGUAGAUUGUCAUUUCAGCGAUGAAUCUAGGGGAGAAUAACGCGUGCGUGAUCGCCGGAGUACUGUUCCUUGUCAGCAUCGUUUUUUUGAAGCUUGUCUGGGGUUUUGUGGCGCCCAAUUCGAGAAAAAGGCUACCCCCGGUUGUAAAGACAUUUCCUUUGAUCGGAGGGCUCAUUCGGUUCCUGAAUGGGCCUGUCGUGAUGGUCAGGGAAGAAUAUGCGAAGCUUGGGAGUGUGUUCACUCUCAACUUGCUCCACCGGCGCAUUACGUUCUUCAUCGGGCCAGAUGUCUCGUCUCACUUCUUCAAGGCGCCGGAGUCGGAUCUAAGCCAACAGGAGGUGUACCAGUUCAAUGUCCCUACCUUUGGGCCUGGGGUGGUAUUUGAUGUGGAUUACUCCGUGAGGCAGGAACAGUUCAGGUUUUUUACGGAGGCGUUGAGGGUUAACAAGUUGAGAAGCUAUGUUGAUCAGAUGGUUCUUGAGGCUGAGGACUACUUCUCAAAGUGGGGAGAUAGUGGCACUGUUGAUCUAAAAUAUGAGCUUGAGCACCUCAUCAUCUUGACUGCCAGUCGAUGCCUUUUAGGUCGUGAAGUAAGAGACAAGCUCUUUGACGAUGUGUCUGCUCUUUUUCAUGAUCUUGACAAUGGGAUGCGCCCAAUCAGCGUCAUCUUCCCCUACCUCCCAAUCCCUGCACAUAGACAACGCGACCGGGCUCGGUUCCGAAUUUCUGAGAUCUUCGCAACCAUCAUCAAAUCCCGCAAAUGCUCUGGAAUCACUGAGGAUGAUAUGCUGCAGUGCUUCAUUGAUUCCAAAUACAAGAACGGUCGUCCGACCACCGAGGUAGAGAUUACAGGCCUUCUUAUUGCAGCCCUGUUUGCUGGACAGCACACCAGCUCCAUCACCUCUACCUGGACCGGAGCCUAUCUACUGAAAUACAAUCAAUACUUAUCAGCGGCGCUUGACGAGCAGAAGCGACUAAUGAAGAAAUAUGGCGAUAAAGUUGAUCAUGAUAUCCUGUCUGAAAUGGAUGUUCUGUAUCGUUGCAUUAAGGAAGCCCUCAGGCUCCACCCUCCUCUCAUCAUGCUUCUUCGUCAAUCUCACAGCGAAUUCACAGUGAAGACAAAGGAGGGAAUCGAGUAUGUAAUACCAAAGGGACAUAUUGUUGCCACUUCACCCGCCUUUGCGAACCGGCUUCCGUCCAUCUACAAGGACCCUGAUACUUAUGACCCCGACCGAUUUUCGCCCGGGAGGGAGGAGGACAAGGUGGCCGGAGCCUUCUCCUACAUCUCAUUCGGUGGUGGAAGGCAUGGUUGUCUUGGCGAACCAUUUGCGUACCUGCAAAUAAAGGCAAUCUGGAGCCAUCUUCUCAGAAACUUUGACUUUGAGCUCAUCUCUCCUUUCCCAGAAAUUGACUGGAAUGCCAUGGUGGUUGGUGUGAAGGGUGAGGUCAUGGUGAGGUACAAGAGGAGGAAGCUCGUAGUUGAGGAAUGACUGAUCUGGAGCCAGCGUUGUGCUUCUCUUCCUAAGGAUAUGUGAUUCAUUGAUCAAAUUUGUUGUUCUAUGCUCUGUUCCUGAAAAUCGGUUUGUCUUUCUACCUGAACUUGUUUUGCAUUCCUGUCUGAAGCAUUUUUUUUCUCUAGAUAUUGGUCGAACUAUGCAUCUUUCACAUGCUUCUUGCAUUGUUGUGUGGGUUGUUGGUGGAUUUGUCAUGAAGUUCAAAAAUCGUUUAAAUAUUGGUUUUUUAGGCUUUUAGAUAUUUCUCA